UCAAACCUCCAGGGAAAGGGAAAGGGGCAAAGCAGAACGCAGGUGAAAUCUUCAAAAGUGGGUGAUCAGCCGUUUCUGUAGCCCACUUCCUGCCUUCAACCCCCCAAGUCUUCUAGCCGGAGGAAGGUUCUAGGCCUGAUCAAACCCAGAGCCUCACACAUGUGAGACAACAGCUCUGCUGCUGAGCUUUAUCCUCAGCCUUGAUGGAUGGAUUUUAACAGAAGCCCUGCCUCUUAAUUUUUGGUUAUCAAAGUUUUGACUUUGUUGCAAAAGCAGAUCAAGAUUUCACUUUUCUUUGGUGACUAAGUGUGCAAACUGUGACUUAUGUCCGUCCAAGAAAUAAAUAAACAUGCAGUUCUUCCUCCUAUCAUUAGUAGAAGUGACAAGGAAUUUUUGGAAUGUAUGCAAAGAUACAUAAUUACUGAAAUUGAAAAAGUGGGCUGUAAUGAGGAAGGACCUGCUGAUGAAUAUUACAUCAUAUACCGAAAUGUUUUUAAUAAGGUAAUAGACUAUGUCACUGCAUACAAAUCCAUUCUUACUUCAAUCAAAAAAGAAUAUGAUACCUUUAUUGAGACACUAAAGAAAGACCGAAGAACUGCGUUUUUUCUUCAUGGAAAACUUAAAGUUUUGGCAGCAGAGCCCACAUCUUUGGUAUAUUACCAGAGAAGAAUUAUCCAACUUGAAGCAAAAAUUAGGAUUAUUGAAAAUAAUUCCUUGAAGAUUCAACUGCAAAUAGAUCAAAUGAGACAGCUUAAAGCAGAGUAUGACACAAAAGAAGCAAAAUACUAUAUUUUCUCCAAAGAUCCUUCAAAACCUAUUCCAGGCAUGACUCUCCAAGAUUCUGUCAAUCUAGUUGCUCUCAGGAAAUACAGGAAACACCUUGAAGAUAAAUACAGAGAAAUUAAGCAAGCUAUGUUGGUAAAAUAUGUACCAAUUCAAAGGAUGGCUGAUUUUGAUGAGGAAAUGAUUGUGUUAUUAAAACGGCGAGAUAUAGCUGAAAAUCUGAAUGAAAAAUUACAGUUUCGUCAUCAAAGACUGCAAAUUAUUUCAUAUGCACUUACUUCAUGGGUAAAAUCUGAUAUGAGCACCUCAUUUCAAGACUUCGUGGAAGAAAUUCAGAAAACCAAAGAUUUACAUGUAUUUACAGGUGACCAAGGCUUUGUUGAAGAACUGCUUGAAGAUGAUCCAGGCAGGACAAAAAAUGCUGAUGUUAUACUCUACUAUAUUGAAAGGUUCAAUGAAUUAAUCUCACUUGGUGAAUAUGAAAAGGCAGCUUAUUUUGCAGCAAACAGUCCUAGAAGGAUUCUUCAAAAUAUGGGUUCAGUGGAUAAAUUUAAGGCUGUUGGAAAAAUUAGAGGAAAAACUCUUCCAUUACUCUUAUUUUUUGAGGCUAUAUUUAGCACAAGCCAUGCCUUUAAACAUCCUGUUGAUGCAGAUCUAACCCUAGAAGGAAUCAAAUGUGGAUUAUCUGAAAAACGGUUGGAUUUAGUUAUCAACUGGGUCACCCAGGAAAAGCUGACAUUUUCAGAGAAGGCUGGGGAUGUGAUUUGUGAUUAUGGGGAACAAGAUACUUUUAACAAGUCUAAGUGCCUGGCUUUAGCUCAGAAUAUCUACAGUGACUGUGGCCUCCAUAAGAAAGCUCUUUUUUGCCUAUGUAAACAGGGUCAGAUCCAUGGGGCUGUGGAAUACAUACAUCAAUUCAAGGACUUUACUUCUGAUGACCUGAUAAAGCUAAUAACAUUAUGUCCUCAAACUGAACUAAUUCAAUGUCUCACUGAAGAAAAGAAUGGGAAACUACCAUUUUUAUCUUUUGGACUUGCCAUACUUCAUCUGUUCUCUGUGAAUAUGGAAAAAGUUGGCAUUAAACUACUUCAGGAAGUAAACAAAGGUGGGAAAGAUGCCGUAGAACGUCUUGUGAUAAGUGAUUCAUAUUGCUCCAUAGAAAAUUGGCAAAAAUUUGCAAAUAUAUGUUUUCAGAAUGGCUUUGACAAAUUAUCUAAUGACAUCAUGUCUAUUCUUCGAUCUCAGGCUGGAGUUUCUGAAAUUUCUGAAGAAGAUGAUACAAUCAAUUUAAUGGAACAUGUUUUUUGGUAGUUCUGUAUUUUAGCCAGUUGAGGGAGCUUGUACAACAUUUUGCAGGCAAACUAGUUUUGGCAUAACUAACUUACAAAUAAAUCUAGUGUAUGAAGCUCUGGAAGUAAAUCACACUUAUUUUGUUAUGAUUUCAAGUUGACUUCUUAAAAUCUUAAAAUUUAAAAUUUUAAAAUUUUUGAAUUUUUGAAUACUUGAUAUUUUUAGGAAAAAAAGUCUGAGGUCCUUUUUCUGUGCAAUGCAAGAAAAAGCAGGAUGAUAUUUCAAGGUUGACUCGUUGACAAAAAGAGUACAAUAAUUUUGUACUGCUGAUUUUAAGAUGUGUCCCAUGAUUUGGCAUAUAUAAAUAUGGCAAAGGUUAGGCUUCUACUAAAGUUGGGCAUCUUGAUAUGUUUCUUACUUAGAGGGAAGACCAGCCAAGGUUUGCACUUAAGUAGACCUGGGACACCUAUAGAAAUAGAAAAUGUGUCAUAAAAAGUGUUAUUUUAUGACUUUCAAAUAUGUAAAUAUUUGAAGUAUUUGAGAACUCAAGAGUUCUGUGCCUUGUACAGGUGUGAAAGUCAAAAUCGUUAAUGAUCGGUAUGAUAGGGGCACCAGUCAAGCAGAUCAGACAUUCAACUAAUCAGAGUAGCUUUCUGUCCUGUCACAUCAGAACAUAACAGUUGAAUGUCAGCCUUGACCACGGGAUAUGGUAAAAAUUAGCUGAUAUUACAUAGAAUAAGAACAAAAAAUCAUAAAUUUUUUUCCUCCUAAAUUUUUUUAUUUCACAAUGGAAAGAAUGUGAACUUGGAGUCAGUCUUAUAUUAAAAUUCUGAAACUAUGUCUUACUCAUUUGUAAAAUAUGCCUGAUCUAGGUUUGUUAUGAGAAUUAGUGAUAAUUUGUAUGUAUAGUAUAAGUAUAUAACAUAAUGGAGAAAUUUAGUAGAAGAUGGCUAUCAUUUCUAUGUAGUAGGCCCCAGAAGCACAUAUUUUGUUUAAUAAAUACUUAAUUAAUCCCACA
Sciurus carolinensis (gray squirrel) is the source of this 3091-nucleotide messenger RNA. It is a transcript of the gene Clhc1, whose product is annotated as clathrin heavy chain linker domain containing 1. NCBI's taxonomy places the organism in Eukaryota, Metazoa, Chordata, Mammalia, Rodentia, Sciuridae. The transcript has 13 exons. Gene Ontology annotation, molecular function: clathrin light chain binding. The record is from RefSeq and is a predicted model, not a curated record. Gene Ontology annotation, biological process: receptor-mediated endocytosis. Gene Ontology annotation, cellular component: clathrin complex. The coding region runs from base 325 to 2094 and encodes 589 amino acids.